Messenger RNA from Cladocopium goreaui, 1708 nucleotides. The record is from the annotation of a GenBank genome assembly. Lineage: Eukaryota; Dinophyceae; Suessiales; Symbiodiniaceae.
CUUGAACGUUGUGCUCCAAACUUUUUGAUCGCCAUGGCUGGUGAAGGAGAUGUGAUGAUGUCUCCCGACCAGGCGGACCAGGUGGCACAAAAGGAGAGUCCACAGGACACAGCCAAGGAGCCAGAAGCUGAAAGCCCUGAGACGACUGAGACCAAGGAGCCCAAGGGUCCAACGAAUGAGGAACGUGUUGCAAUGGCCGAGUCUUCCAAAGAAGCUGGCAAUGUCCUUCUGAAGGCAGGCGAUGCAGCUGCUGCUGUCUCGAAGUAUGCUGAAGGAAUAGAGUUAACUGAGCCGUUGCUUGAGAAGGAUCCUGGUGAUGUAGGGGAGGAGCUGCAGAAACGAGGCACCGCGCUGUACCUGGCUUUGCGGCUCAAUUCUGCCCAGGCGAACAUCAAGCAGAGCAGUUGGCUCCUGGCCAUCGAGCACGCCAGCAAGGUUUUGCUGAUCGAAAAGGACAAUACCAAAGCGCUCUACCGCCGUUCUUUGGCGGGGCUGCAACUAGACACAGAAGGGCGUUUGGAAGAAGCGCGAGGAGAUCUCAGUCGCCUCAUCCAACUGGAACCCAGCAAUCGCGAGGCUCGGGAGAUGCUCUUCAAAGUGAAGGAGCGUCUCAAGGAGCUAAGACAGCAAGAGAAAGAGAGGCUUAGCGCUGCCAUGAAGGGUGGCCUCUACCAAGAACAGCACAAAAAGCUUGGAAAGCUGCAAGCAGCUUACGAAGAAGAGGUAAAGCGCCUCAAAGAUGCUGGCGAGGAUGAGAUCUCUUUUGAGGACUUUGCCAAGAAAACCAAAGAAAAGGAGGAGGAGCUUGAGAAAAAACAAAAGGAGGAGGCUCAGAAACGACGGGAAGAAGAGAGGCAAAAAGAGGAAGAGAGGCAGCUCAAGGAAGAGAAUCGGCGACGGGCCAGCGAAGGGAAACCUUCCGUCACAAUGGAGGAGUGGCGCGCCGAAGCAAAGGCAGUUGCUGCACAGGAAAAGAAACGUGUAGAGGAGGUGGUGAAGAUGGAUGAAGCGGAGCUGGACGAAGAGGACAAAAAACUCUUGAAAGAGACGAAACUUUGGACUCAGCUUGGGCGGAGGGAAAAAGGCUACUACCAUGGCCGUUUGGGCACCGUCCUCUCUGAUGCGGCACCCAAACCACAACUGGUCACUGAGAGCAAAGACGAGAGUUCCCCGAAAGUUGGGAGCGAGUGGAACCAGGCUGGAACAUGGGAAGAGAAGGAUGCUUCGUCAUGGGCACAAGAGCGCCUCACUGCAUGGUUGGGAGAUGCCUGCGUAAGCGGUUCCAAUGUGACGUUGCCAGCUGGUGCUGGAGAGGUGACGGCGAAGGUCAGCAAGGUGAAGUCGGUGAAGGGUGAGGCCCACAUCGUUUAUGUGCGGAAGCAGCCUCGCCAUGGUUUCAACUACGAAGCUGAUUUGAGCUUCUCCAUGAAUCUUGGGGAUGACAAGUUCAGUGGGACUUUGUCCCUCCCAGAGAUCAUGGAUGGCAUCGCGUGCGCAGAGCUGCGCGUGGACGCGAGAUGGAAGGGCUCUGGUCCUUCUGAAGCAUUUUUGUCUUUGGCCAACGAGUGGCUGGACCGACUCCGUGAGCGAGUCCGAGGCCAAGUUGCGGCCUUCAAGGAAGAGUACCAGAAGAGAUCUUAGAACUUAGACUCGCAGGUGUCUUCCGCAGCUGCAAACUGCAGCUAAAUACCAAAGAUGCGAUUCAAAA